Pantherophis guttatus is the source of this 1856-nucleotide messenger RNA. It is a transcript of the gene TACR3, whose product is annotated as tachykinin receptor 3. Lineage: Eukaryota; Metazoa; Chordata; Lepidosauria; Squamata; Colubridae. Gene Ontology annotation, cellular component: plasma membrane; sperm midpiece. The record is from RefSeq and is a predicted model, not a curated record. Gene Ontology annotation, molecular function: tachykinin receptor activity. Gene Ontology annotation, biological process: positive regulation of flagellated sperm motility; G protein-coupled receptor signaling pathway.
CCGAGCGGCAUUCCGGGGAAGAGCCACCGCAGCGGCGCCCACCUGGCGAGGGGACCCUCUGACUUCCCAAGGAGACGCUGGGUCGGGAGGUGGUGGGGAAGCUUUCCUCCGAGCCAGAAUGACUUCCAUCCCCGCGGUCAACUGGAGCGGAGCCGAGCUGGGCGGCUGGAACGAGAGCUUGUCCUCCCCAGCUGGGAGUAACUGGUCGUCUCCGGUGGGUAACUUUUCCAACCAGUUCGUGCAGCCGGCGUGGUGCCUGGCGCUCUGGUCCUUGGCUUACGGCGUGGUGGUGGCCGUGGCCGUCUUCGGCAACCUGGUGGUCAUCUGGAUCAUUCUGGCCCACAAGCGCAUGAGGACCGUGACCAACUCCUUUCUGGUCAACCUGGCUUUCUCCGACGCCUCGGUGGCCGCCUUCAACACCUUGGUCAACUUUAUCUACGCGCUCCACGGCGACUGGUACUUCGGGGAGGCUUACUGCCGCUUCCAGAACUUCUUCCCCAUCACCGCCGUCUUCGCCAGCAUCUACUCCAUGACGGUCAUCGCGGUGGACAGAUACAUGGCCAUUAUUGAUCCUUUGAAGCCCAGGCUGUCUGCCACUGCCACAAAAGUAGUGAUUGCAAGUAUAUGGAUUCUAGCAUUCCUCCUUGCAUUUCCUCAGUGUCUCUUUGCUAAGACUCAAGUGGUGCCAGGACGAAUUCUGUGCUAUGUUUCCUGGCCAGGUGGUAUGAAACAACGUUUUACGUAUCAUAUCAUUGUGAUUGCAUUAGUCUAUUGUUUCCCGCUGCUCGUCAUGGGCAUCACUUAUACAAUUGUUGGAAUCACCCUGUGGGGUGGAGAGAUCCCAGGUGAUACAUCUGACAAAUACCAUGAGCAGUUGAAAGCUAAGAGAAAGGUUGUAAAAAUGAUGAUUGUAGUUGUAUUGACAUUUGCCAUCUGCUGGUUGCCAUAUCACAUUUACUUCAUUCUUACUGGAAUCUAUGAAAAUUGGAAUCGGUGGAAAUACAUUCAGCAGAUCUACCUAGCAACAUUUUGGCUCGCUAUGAGUUCUACUAUGUAUAAUCCCAUUAUCUACUGCUGUCUCAAUAAAAGGUUCCGAGCUGGUUUCAAGAGAGCUUUUCAAUGGUGCCCUUUCAUUGAAGUAUCUAGUUACGAUGAACUGGAGCUUAAGACAACGAGAUUCCAUCCUACCAGGCAAAGCAGUUUAUACACAGUUACCAGGAUGGAAUCCAGCAUGUCGGUAGUGUUUGAAUCUGGUGAUGGUGAAAGCAGCAAGUCUAUGCGUAAGAAAGGAGCACAAGAAGCCAAUGCAAAUGGAUAUUCAUGCAGGAGUUCAAAAGCUAGUUCAGCAGUGUCAAGUUACAUCAAUUCUCCAUAUACAUCAGCGGACGAGUACUCCUAAAGCCUUUCAUGAGUUUAUAAUAGAUGUGAGACAAAGUCACAUAGCUAAGAAAUAAGACAAUGCUAUUCUGCCUUAGGAUCAAACAUCUGGAAAGCAACCAUGCUUUAAAUACCGAGCACAAACUGCAUGUGUAUAUAUCUUGCCUAUUAUCAACAACCUUCUUUGAUCCAACCUGGUUUUUGUGUGUGUGUGUGUGUGUUUUGGAAAAGGCAAAGACAGAGUCUUGUUUACAUUAACAUUGUGACUUAGUGCCAUGGGAUAAACUGGAACAUCCAUGUAAAUUAUGUAAAACAGGUGCGAUUAAGAACAAUUUAUAUCCCACUGAAAUGAGCAGCAAAAAAACUGUGUCAUGUUUUCAAUGUUACUUAAAUAAUUGCUCUAAAUCCACACCUUAUGAAACAACAUUAUAUGGGGUGGACCUGUUCUUUGGAAUUAAGAUAAAUCUGAUAUUUAUUUA